GAACGUGCUCCUGUCAAAUCGUACUCUAUAUUCGAUAAAUAUAACCUAUAAAUCGACAUAUGUCCGGCGCGAUAGCAUUUAGCAACAGUAGCAAUUGAUAAAUUGCAACACAUUUAUAGAAAAUAACAAAACAGACAUAUUGAGAAUGUACGCUUAACUCGUGCGUUGUGUUUCUAAUCAUAUAAUCAAUUAAAAUUUACUAACGUGUUCACUAUGGACACACCAGUAUCAGCAUUCGCUGUCUAUACCGCUAAUAAAAAAGCAAAUAAAGAGAAAAAGGACAAAAAGAAGCACAAAAAGCUUGCCUUGUUAUCGGAAAAAAAUGUAUCAAAAGAAAUACCAAGAGAGGUCCAGGUGGAGAUAGCUAAAAAAUUAAAAAAGAAACUAGUAGUAUCAAAUGCUGUCAAGAAAAAGGCUCAUAAAAAGAAGAGAGCUAAAAAACAGAAUAUCGACUUACCACGUAAGAAAGAGAACUUAGAUAUUAAACAAGAUUCAGAGUCGUCAGGUGCUGAAGACAUUCCGAAACUUGUGAAGGCCAGGGAUCCUGUUUCUGAUUACAGCUCUGAUGAUUCACAAGAUGGUGUUUCCUUCCCAUUCUUGCCUGUUUACACAGACAGUGUCGAAGAAGGUCUCAAAGUGUUCAAAUGGAUGAUAGCACCUUACGAUCCUGAUGAAUUCCUCAACAAGGUAUGGGAGAACAAACCUUUACAUAUUUCUCGAAAGAAACCAAGAUAUUACAAAGAGAUUAUAUCUACACCAAUCAUAGACAAGAUGCUUCAUAAUGAGAAUAUCCAGUAUACCAAAAACAUAGACAUUACUUCUUAUGUGAAUAAUAAGAGGGAAACACAUAAUCCAGAAGGAAGAGCUUAUGCUCAUAGUGUUUGGGACUCCUAUCUUAAUGGAUGUAGCAUCCGGUUGCUAAAUCCUCAGACAUACAUACCAAAACUGCAUCUACUAAAUGCAACAUUACAAGAAUUCUUCAAUUCAUUUGUUGGUGCCAAUGCAUACCUCACACCGCCCGACAGCCAAGGAUUUGCCCCACAUUAUGAUGACAUUGAAGCCUUUAUAUUACAAGCGGAAGGCAAAAAACACUGGCGUAUUUAUAAACCUUUAGAUAAAAAUUCAGUCUUGCCUCGUGUUUCUUCAAAAAACUAUGAACAAGAAGAAAUUGGUGAACCGGUAAUGGAGGUCACGCUGCAGGCUGGUGAUAUGCUAUAUUUCCCUCGAGGAUACAUCCACCAAGGUGUUACUAUUGAUGGAGAACACUCUCUUCAUGUCACCAUCAGUAUGUACCAACAACAUUCCUGGGCAGAUUUGCUAUCAAAAAUGAUUCCAGCAGCUUUACAAAUAGCCAUAAAUGAAAAUGUUGAAUUCAGACGUGGUUUACCAUUUGAUUUAUAUGAUAACUUUGGUCUUGUAAAUUCAGAUGUGAACACUCCACGACGGGGGGAAAUAACAGACAUCAUCCAUACAUUGUUCAACCAGAUUAAAGAGCAUCUACCCAUUGACGAUUCUGUUGACCAGAUGCACAAAACGUUCCUACAUGCUGCGUUACCUCCAGUUUUAAAUGAUAGGGAAAAAGCUGUCACUGUAUUUGGGGAUACUGCUAUCAUGACAGAACAGGGCAAAGUUUUAUACAGAGUUGAAAUAAGUCUGGAUACAAGGAUAAGAUUACUGCGUAAAAACAUAUUAAGGAUGGUGUCCGAAGAAAAGAUUAGGCUGUACUAUUAUGUAGAAAACUCACUUGAGUACCACGGAAGUGAACUGCCGUACUUUGAGAUUGAAGAAGAAUUUGCCCCAGCUAUUGAAACACUUAUAGUUACUUAUCCACAAUAUGUAGCUGUAGAGAAUCUGGAUAUACCAAAUGAUUCAGAUAAGCUGCAGUUAGUUGACACUUUGUGGUCACGAGGCUUGGUUAUGAGUGAAUACCCUAUGGAAACUGUUGAUGAUUAAGAAUAAAGUAGAAUUUUGUCAAA
Messenger RNA from Manduca sexta (tobacco hornworm), 1976 nucleotides. RefSeq names its product bifunctional lysine-specific demethylase and histidyl-hydroxylase NO66 (gene NO66). Bases 214 to 1953 code for a protein of 579 amino acids. Gene Ontology annotation, cellular component: nucleolus. The transcript has a single exon. Lineage: Eukaryota; Metazoa; Arthropoda; Insecta; Lepidoptera; Sphingidae. The record is from RefSeq and is a predicted model, not a curated record. Gene Ontology annotation, molecular function: histone H3K36 demethylase activity; histone H3K4 demethylase activity.